GCGGCCAUUCUACUUGGUUAGGCUGCAUAGAUUUGAAGGAAUAUAGGAUUGGUUUAUAAUACUGGGCAGUUAGUUAUUUUAAAAGAAAAAAAAUUAUGUUUUAUUGAGUUCCCUUAUAUUACCAGAUGAGCCAUUGUCCCAUAGAACAUUUAAAUCCCAAUUCCCAAAACUCCAUAUCCUAUGUUACCUCAGAUUCUGUGAUUAGUGUAUCUUUCGCAGAUUGUCGGUCGUCUAGUCCUUCAUACCACUCGCUGUCAUCAAGUACGACUCUCCCUGGUGUUGGCUCUUUUUUGGAUAAAUCAAAUCAUCUUCCACACUAUUCUCCUAAUAAAUAUUAUGAUCCAGAACCUACCACAAUUACGAGACACCCUUAUGUUGAAAACACUGGCAUUUUUGAUAGCAAUCCUCCUUAUCCAAUAAAAUCGGAGAACAUUCAUGAGAUAGCAUCCGGAACGUUUAUUACUCCAGAUGCACAUAACCAAUCAUGUUUCGUAUCUCCUCUACAACCUCUGAAAUCACUAAACCCAAGCCUUCCUGUUCAGUCUAACGAAUCUUCGCUAAAUGGUUUCACUCAUCCACUUUCUAUGGAUCAUACUGUUUUAGAAGAUGGUGGGUUAGAUUUGGAUCGAGUUUUCGUUGCCAUUAUUAGUGAUCGAAACUCUGAGCAUGAUAUCUUUAGUGAAACUGAUGAUGUUAAUGGUGAUAAUGAACAAUGUUCGGUCAACAAAUCAAAUCCCUGUAACAAACAGUUGCUUAAUAAUAGUAUUCAGUCAUCUGUUAAUCAAAGUAUGCUGACGGACGAUUCCGAAGACAAAAGUUUAUUACAGUACUAUUCUGUUGGGGAUGCUGAAAAAACAAGUCAAUAUGAAACCCAUCCGGAAACACCCCCCGUUUCAGAAGUUGAACAAGCACAUAAAUCGUCUGGAUCAUCUGAAGUUCCGACCCGAAUGUGCGUAGUCUGUGGUGACAAAGCUUCGGGAUUCCAUUACGGUGUUUCAACAUGCGAAGGUUGUAAGGGGUUCUUUCGACGUGCUAUACAACGUGAUCAGUCAUAUACUUGUGCGAAAAAUGGUACAUGCGAGAUAAAUAAAACACUUCGAAAUAAAUGUCAGCAAUGUCGACUCCUCAAGUGUAUUGCUGUGGGAAUGUCAAGAGAUGCUGUUCGUAAAAGACGUCAUGGAAAAAAACGUCAAGAGUCUUCUUGUUGUGAAUCCCUUACUUUGCUUUGUUCAGAUUCUUCAAAUAAAUAUGAAACUUCAACAUAUUCAUCAAGUUCUACAGAUUUAGUUUCAACUCCAUCUGAAACACAUUUAAAUGAAACUACACUUAAUUCAUAUGAAAUGUCUAUAAAAUCAAUUAACGUUCAAACAUCAUCUUCAUCAAUACCAUCUACUAAUAUUUCUGUAACCUUAUGUAAUAAUACUAACAAUAUUUUGACUAAAGAAGAUCAACAAACUCUAGACAAAUUUGAUCAUUUUUUAAAUUAUUGUAAAGAUCAAGCUAUCAAAUAUCAGGCAAAUAAUUGGAAUACUUCUAAAUCUGAUUAUUAUAAUUUAUCUGGAUCUUUGUCAAGGCAUUUAUCUCCCAUAAAGCAUACUGCGCAUGAAUUAGGUGAAUCAUUAAAACUUCUUACAGUGGAUGAAAUAUUUUGUCCGGCUCAACUUAAAUUUACCCAUGAAUUCGCCUAUCAUUUAGAACAGUUCAUACGACUUUCUCAGCAUGAUCAAGCUAUUCUAUUAAGAGAUUGUUUACCUGAACUUGCGUUAUUAAUGUUAUGUCGUGAAACUCGAAAUAAUAUGCAUAUGCACUCUUCAUCUACUACAUCAAUGAAUUAUCGAUUGAAUUGUUUAUUUAGUCCAUGGUUUCCAAAUGCAGUGGUUACCGAUUCUUCUUUGGAUUGUUUACAUAUGACUUGUGAUAGUAUAACUGCUCAAAGUAUUUUUCAAUUUGCUUCAAGACUUCAACGUUUACAUUUGACAAAUAUGGAAUUUGGACCACUUAUUGGUGUGAUACUUUUUACUCCAGAACGUUCUGAUCUAUUGGAUAUUGAUUUUGUUAAUCGUACACAAAAUUUAUGGGCUGAAUUAUUACGUCGUUAUUGUGAAAGCAAUGGUUCACAAACACGUUGUGCUCAUUUAAUUAUGAUUUUAUCGACACUACGUGAACUUGCCUCUAAAAUAACGCAUAAUUUAAAUGCAUGGCAUAAAUUAUCCAAUACACCAAUGUCACAUUGUCUUAAAGAAUUUCUUUAUUCUUCCAGUUUUAAUUCAAUGGAUGAUUGUUUUUAAUGUUUGUUUACAUUUUAUAAUUAUUAAAUCUUUUUCUCUUAGUGAAUAAUAAUAAUAAUUAUAAUCAUAAUAAUACUAGUA
Schistosoma turkestanicum is the source of this 2369-nucleotide messenger RNA. NCBI's taxonomy places the organism in Eukaryota, Metazoa, Platyhelminthes, Trematoda, Strigeidida, Schistosomatidae. The record is from the annotation of a GenBank genome assembly.